AAGACCACCACCUCCUUCGAACCACAUCUCGAAAUUUACCGGAAUAAAUGUCUCCUGUAGCAAUCGAUCUCUCUAGCAACCCCACGGUCCCGCCUGUGUCCCAAGAAGUAGUGACCGGUACUCGUGAAGAGGAUGUGUUCCCCGACCAGCUGUCGUUCAAGUGCGCAGUGACCGAAUCCAAGGGUCCGAGACGUUUCAUGGAAGACGCCCACUCCAUAAUCGUCCCCUUCACCGGCAUCCACGGGCAGGGCUUCUUCGCAAUAUUCGAUGGGCACGCAGGAAAGCAUGCAGCAGAGUGGUGUGGGCAGAAUUUUUCCCUGUGUCUCCUCAAUGCCUUGCGCCAGUCUCCACAAGAUCCAAUCCCAGAUAUACUAAACCAAACGUUCCACGAUGUGGACGUCAAUCUCACGAAGCUCUCGGAAGAGUCGGAAGGCAAGAUGCAUUCGGGCUGUACCGCCGUCACCGCCUUCCUGCGUCUAGAAGACGCAGACGGCAAGCAGUCCUUCCUCCCCACUGGCUUCGACCCGCUUGCCGUGACGGCAGACAUGAUUGAGGGAGACGCGGAGAGCGGCGAAGAGAGCCCAGAGAGCACGACGUCGACGAAGCAGUCGAAACGCAGUAAGCUCAAGAAUGCGCUACGCAGCCUCGGCCCGUCGUCUCACAAUCGCCGUGCCUCCCAACCAGACUCUGCUUCGCCAACCUCACCACAACAGUCCCUGCCGGCGAAGGACAAGGAGCGCAUAUACACCCCGACCCCGGAUCUCCGCCUGCGCCGCGUGCUCUACUGUGCGAACGCGGGUGAUGCGCGUGGCGUGCUGUGCCGCGCCGGCAAGGCUGUCCGCCUCACGUACGACCACAAGGGUACCGACAAGCAAGAAGCAAAACGCAUCAUGGACGCUGGCGGCUUUGUCAUGAGCGGUCGCGUUAACGGUGUGCUCGCCGUUACUCGCUCCCUAGGCGAUUCGUCAAUGAAGGAGUACGUCGUCGGCGCGCCAUACACGACCGAGACGGACCUCACAGAGGAAGAUGAGUUCAUGAUCCUGGCAUGUGAUGGGCUCUGGGAUGUCGUGGAUGACCAAGGCGCUGUCGACAUUGCGCGGUUUAUCGCGGACCCGAAGAAGGCCGCCGACGAAUUGCUCGACCACGCGUACCGCAAUUAUUCGACGGACAACGUCACCGUACUCGUCGUCCGCUUCCGGAAUCCUCCUCGGUCCCAGUGAUCUUCCUUGCCGUGCGCGACUCGCCGUACGUUGACCCACUCGUACUUGCACCUGCAUCCCUUUUUCCUUUGGCUCUAGUGUUGUAUCAUGUUCUCGAUGGUUCGAUCGUGUCGAUCAUGGCUGUGUUUUUGCAUUCUCUGGUAUGGCACUGUUACCUGGAGGCGGACAGGUCGGACAUUCCUGCUCCUCUACUGAAUUGUUUCGUCGGGAGAAAUUGUACAUGUCAUUAUAUUAUACCGC
Messenger RNA from Phanerochaete carnosa HHB-10118-sp, 1460 nucleotides. RefSeq lists its product as uncharacterized. The record is from RefSeq and is a predicted model, not a curated record. Lineage: Eukaryota; Fungi; Basidiomycota; Agaricomycetes; Polyporales; Phanerochaetaceae. Gene Ontology annotation, biological process: protein dephosphorylation. The coding region runs from base 48 to 1220 and encodes 390 amino acids. The transcript is spliced from 5 exons. Gene Ontology annotation, molecular function: cation binding; protein serine/threonine phosphatase activity.